AGAUUCAUCUAUUUGCUUGCUGUGCCCACGUUCUUACUACCCGUUCCUUUUUGGGUGGACGGAAAGGCUGGACUGUGUGCAUACGUCGUGCUGUGGAUGGCCUUCUACUACAUCGUCGAGCCCAUACCGCUUCCAGUGACGUCACUAAUGCCCCUCGUACUCUUUCCUCUCCUCGGCGUCCUUACCACAACUGAGACCACCAAUGUCUACUUCAAUAACAUUGGCUUUGUGAUGUUUGCCUCCUUGACAAUGGCUGUGGCUGUGGAGAUUACCAACCUUCACAAGCGAAUCGCCUUAAAGACAUUCAUAUUACUGGGAGCAAGUAACAGGAGGCUCUUGAUGGGUUUUAUGCUGAUCACCAUGUUCCUGUCCAUGUGGAUCCCGAACACAGCCUCCGCCUCUAUAAUGGCUCCAAUUGCAAUGGCGGUGAUGGACCAGAUACAGGGGGCCAACAAUCGUAGAGCCGAAGAUUUGGUUCUUCCGAUGAAAGUAUUAGAUGAAAUAGCGUUCUCUUUUACUUUUUUUAGGAAAGAAUAUAAUCUGCGAUUGGACAAGAUGCGCAAACUCGUCUUGCUGUCGGUCGCUUAUUCUGCCAACGUCGGAGGAACUGGGACACUCGUCGGCACGGCUCCGAACUUAAUCCUCAAGGGACUGCUGGACGAGCGUUUCAAGGACUCGGACGAUCUCACGUUCGCCAUGUGGAUGGUCUACAGCGUGCCACCCAUGCUCGUAAUCAUCAUCGUGGCCUGGACGUACGUGCAAUAUUUGCUGCAGAAGCUCACAUUCGAAGAAGGAGCACUUCUCUUUUUGAUGGCUGCCCUAAUCUUCCUGUGGUUCACGCUGAAGCCACGUGCCUUCCCGGGCUGGAUAGAAUUUUUUCCCUACGCAAAGGACAUCGGCAGCUGCGUGCCCGCCACGGCGGUGGCCAUUUUGCUUUUCGUGGUGCCUAAGGAGCCGCACAAGGGUUCCGCCAGCCCCGGGAUCCUAACCUGGGAGGACGCCAACACCAGGAUUCACUGGGGCGUCAUCUUGCUUAUCAACGGAAGCAUGACGCUCACUCAGGCAUCCAAGAAAUCUGGUAUGUCUGCAAUGCUCGUGAAGGAGCUGCAAGUGCUUGAGGCCCUCCCGGAUUUCUUCGUGGUCAGCAUCCUCUGCUUCGCGGCCUCCAUGUUCACGGAGCUCACCAGCAACGCGGCAGCAAGCUCCAUUAUGCUGCCCCUUGUACUUGAAAUGGCCCUUGCUCUCCGUGUGCACCCCUACUACUUUGCACUGCCCGUGACGGCCGGAUGUUCCUUCUCGUUCAUGCUGCCAGCGGCGACGCCUCCCAACGCCAUCGUGUACGAACUCGGAAAGUUCAAUAUCAUAGACAUGGUUGGCCCCGGGUUUGUGAUGAAUAUGCUCUGCGUGACAGUGGAGCUGAUAGCGAUCCACUUGCUUGGAUUUCCCCUUUUCGAUUUGGGGACUUUUCCCAAAUGGGCCGAAAACCAAACACUUUCGACGGUCAAGCCGUGA
Messenger RNA from Ixodes scapularis (black-legged tick), 1512 nucleotides. RefSeq names its product solute carrier family 13 member 2-like. Gene Ontology annotation, molecular function: citrate transmembrane transporter activity; succinate transmembrane transporter activity. The transcript has 12 exons. The coding region runs from base 97 to 1512 and encodes 471 amino acids. NCBI's taxonomy places the organism in Eukaryota, Metazoa, Arthropoda, Arachnida, Ixodida, Ixodidae. Gene Ontology annotation, cellular component: membrane. The record is from RefSeq and is a predicted model, not a curated record. Gene Ontology annotation, biological process: citrate transport; monoatomic anion transmembrane transport.